AGUCACAAAUACCAGGGCACAGGUGAGCGGCUGAACAGUCUCUGGGGCUCUGCUUUGUUAGCCUACCCUUGUGUGGAUUAAGUGUUGCUGUUGCUGCUGGAGCACCUGCCAGCUAACAAUUCCAAUCUUGUGGCAGAACCAUCCAUGGCAGGAUCCUGUGAAAUCAGCAGCCUCAUCUCCAACUAUAUCAGCGCCAUAUAUGACCCAGAGGAAACACCACCUGACCCAGACCUGCUGACCCACCUUGGGGAUGACGACAGCCUUUCUCUUGCUCUGUCGAACACACACACAGCAAUGGAGACAACAGGCAAGCCAACAUGGUAUGGAGAGAUGCCACAUUGCUGGAGCAGAUCUCAGGUCCUGGAGUGGAUCAGCUACCAUGUGGAGAAGAACAAGUACGAUGCAAGCGCUAUUGAUUUCUCAUGCUGCAAUAUGGAUGGCUACACACUUUGUCAAUACUCUCGGGACCAGCUGGGAAUAAUCUUUGGGCCUCUUGGGGAUGAGCUGUAUGAACGUUUGCAUGAGAUCGCCUCUGUCCCAGAUGAACUUGGCUGGAUUAUAUCUGUGCUAAAGCAAGAUGAUGUCUCUCAAGAGGUCCUUCUGGACUCCAGCCCUUUAGAACUGGGCAAUUCAUGUACUCAGGAUGACCUGGGCGAGAUGAAGUUUCCAAACCUUUUCACCCAGCCUGAUCUUGGCUACAUCUCUGGCGCCAUGUCACCAGACAGUUCGGUGUCUUUUGCAGGGACAAUGUCUCAGAGCCCUCAUUCUCAGGACUCCGGUGGAAGUGACCUGGACCUUGAUCCCAUAGAUAUAAAGCACAGACACUUGUCUAAUGAAAUUAAGAAAGAAGAUUUGAAGAAGCGGAAAAGAGGACGGCCCAGGAAGGUCAGCAAGGACAACAGAGACUAUCUGGAGACCAAAAAAAGCAAACACUCCCCAAGAGGCAUCCACCUAUGGGAAUUUAUUCGGGACAUUCUAAUACACCCAGAGUUGAACGAGGGACUGUUGAAAUGGGAGGACCGGCGUGAAGGCAUCUUCAAAUUCCUCCGUUCUGAGGCAGUGGCCCAGCUUUGGGGGCAAAAGAAAAAGAACAGCAGCAUGACCUAUGAGAAACUAAGCCGAGCAAUGAGGUAUUACUACAAGCGGGAGAUCUUAGAACGGGUGGAUGGCCGGAGACUCGUAUACAAGUUUGGGAAGAACUCCAGCGGGUGGAAGGAGGAAGAGGUGCAAGACAAAAGCUAAGGAGCUUUGGCACCUAGCAUGGACUUGGAUUUGGCCCACUCAGAGGACUACCUUUGAGAACCAAUGCACUGGUUGUGGGCUCUGAGCCCUUAAGCUGCCGUCUCAAGCAGUUUGCGUUUAGACUCAAGCCCAUCUGCUGGGCAAGACACGUGUCCUGGCUCCCAGCUUGGGAGUUCAGAUGGUUAUAGCUGAUAUUUUGGCUCAAGUAGGUUAUUGUGAACCGUUAUUACAUUGCUACGAAGGGACUCUGCCUGCUCUCAACACGCACUAGGAUUACAAUGCCUUUGACUGUCCAAGAUCCUGCAUGGAAUUCAUCGAGGCAGAAGGAACAGGCCGUCCUUGGCAACAGUUUUGUCCCAGAGGGGCAUUUCACAGGACAUCAAAUGGUCCACUGAUUCCUAAAGCCCGCCCUGCACUGGGAAUUUGGAUUGGUCACUAUGCCUGCAGAAUAUGGGAGUGCUGGCAACCUUGAUCCCCACUCCAGAGCAUCAGCUGGGCAUGUAGCAGCAGACUUGUUACUGGCUAAUGCUCCUCUUUUAAACAGUCAGGCAUUAGUUUGCAUAAGUAAGGCUGAGAUCAUGUUAGGUCUCAGAUUGUCCUGGAGGGAAAAGCCUGACAGGUCUUUACUGGACUCUUUCCCAACUAUUUCCCUAUGUGUUGAGGGCAGGGGAGUGUGGGGGUUUAUCUCCAUAAAAGCACAGAAGCAUUUUCUAGGAAUAAUUUCUGUUGACUCUUAAUUUAUGUGAAAUAUGUAAACAUGUUUAUAUAAUGUACAUAGAUAUCUAUUUUUUCAUACGUAAGAUUGUGUGAUCAUGUCAGGAAGCACUGGGCAUUUUCAAAAACCAAUGAUUUUUUUGUGUUUGUUGCUAGUAUUCAGCUGGGCUGAAGAAAAAAUAGCAAUCAUUAUUUUGAAAUUGGAGAAGUAUUUGCAGGAUGUUGUAUUUCUGCUCAUUGGUCACUCCAGGGGAGACCUGCUUCUGCAUAACAUACAGGUCUCCUGCUUUUAAUAAUAAUUAACCAAUAAAUUACUGCUUUGUUGGUUUUUAAAUCUCGCUUGUGUGCUGAGUGUCAAUAAAAAUUCACUGG
Messenger RNA from Anolis sagrei ordinatus, 2328 nucleotides. RefSeq names its product E74 like ETS transcription factor 3 (gene ELF3). Gene Ontology annotation, molecular function: DNA-binding transcription factor activity, RNA polymerase II-specific; sequence-specific DNA binding. Gene Ontology annotation, cellular component: nucleus. The record is from RefSeq and is a predicted model, not a curated record. Lineage: Eukaryota; Metazoa; Chordata; Lepidosauria; Squamata; Anolidae. Gene Ontology annotation, biological process: cell differentiation; regulation of transcription by RNA polymerase II.